Oreochromis aureus is the source of this 1622-nucleotide messenger RNA. Its product is annotated as putative DMBT1-like protein. Bases 1 to 1224 code for a protein of 407 amino acids. NCBI's taxonomy places the organism in Eukaryota, Metazoa, Chordata, Actinopteri, Cichliformes, Cichlidae. Gene Ontology annotation, cellular component: membrane. The transcript is spliced from 7 exons. The record is from RefSeq and is a predicted model, not a curated record.
AUGGCUCUCCAGCAGUUUGUCUGCUGUUUCUCUGUGAUGAUCAUUCUCUUAUGCAAUGAUGGCCAUGCACAGAUGUCUGGUGUGCCCAUUUUAUUGGCUGGGUCUGGAUCGACUCGAUGCUCUGGAAGAGUUGAAGUUUAUCACAAUAACAUCUGGGGAACAGUCUGUGAUGAUGGCUGGGGCUUAAAUGAUGCUCAGGUGGUUUGCAGACAGUUAAACUGUGGGUCAGCACUACAGGCUCUCCAGAUGGCUUACUUUGGUCCAGGAACUGGACAGAUUUGGCUUGAUGACGUGGUCUGUUCAGGAAGUGAAAGUUCUCUAACUGAGUGUCAGCACAGAGCAUUUGGAUCACACAACUGUGUACAUGGUGAGGAUGCUGGUGUCAUUUGUUCAGGUGUGCCCAUCCGAUUAGCUGGAUCUGGAUCAACUCGAUGCUCUGGAAGAGUUGAAAUUUAUCACAAUAACAGCUGGGGAACAGUCUGUGAUGAUGGCUGGGACUUAAAUGAUGCUGAGGUGGUUUGCAGAGAGUUAAACUGUGGGUCGGCACUACAGGCUCUUCCAUCAACUUACUUUGGUGCAGGCACUGGACAGAUUUGGCUUGAUAAUGUGACCUGUUCAGGAAAUGAAAGUUCUCUAACUGAGUGUCAGCACAGAGCAUUUGGCUCACACAACUGUGUACAUGGUCAGGAUGCUGGUGUCAUUUGUUCAGGUUCGCCCAUCAGAUUAGCUGGGCCUGAAUCAACUCGAUGCUCUGGCAGAGUUGAAGUUUAUCACAAUAACAUCUGGGGAACAGUCUGUGAUGAUCGCUGGGACUUAAAUGAUGCUCAGGUGGUUUGCAGACAGCUAAAAUGUGGACCGGCACUACAGGCUCUUAAAUCAGCUCACUUCAGUGCAGGAACUGGACAGAUAUGGCUUGAUGAAGUGACCUGUUCAGGAAAUGAAAACUUUCUAACUGGGUGUCAGUUCAGUGGAUUUGGAGCACACAACUGUAAACAUUCUCAGGACGCUGGUGUCAUCUGUUCAGCUCUAUGGAGGAAGUUCUUGGUGAAAGUGAAUCUGGCUGCUGUCGACUCCUCCGUGGACAUGAAAGACCCGGCUGUGAUGGAGUCUGUCAUGAAUUUGGUCAAAAAUGAGCUGGUAGGUACGGCUGGCGACCUAAAAGUGAGCUGGUGGAAACUUCCAGAAAAGAAAGACAUCAACAAACAAGAGACGUGUACUCCAUAGUUCACACUGUUUGUUUCAAUAGCUGGAUAAAGGCGGCUUACAGCCUGUAAAAGUGAUGUGAUUGAUUUAAUCUUUACUUUUCACAUGAUAUCUGUGUGUUUGCUUUUCUGUUGUGGUACAUUUAGUUGUAAAACAAACAUAAUGUCAUGGUCCUGAGUCUGAUCAUUCAGUGUUUUGUGUUUAUUAAUAAUAUCUUAUGUUCUUGUUUAUUUUGGUUAUGUAUUCUGUUAAGAUUUGCUAGUUGUUGGGUUUUGGUUCUGUACUCCCUCUGUUCCAGGUCAGUCAGGUCUCAGUGUAAAGCCUGUGUCUCUGCAUUUGUGUUGAGUUUCCUGUUUUACUUUGAAAGUCUGUGUCUUAUGUCAGUGUAUUCAGUUUUGCCCGCUCUCGCGUCUCGUCUG